Molecule: messenger RNA, 5548 nt
Organism: Carcharodon carcharias (great white shark)
Lineage: Eukaryota; Metazoa; Chordata; Chondrichthyes; Lamniformes; Lamnidae
Gene: gprc5c
Product: G protein-coupled receptor, class C, group 5, member C
Exons: 5
Coding region: 349-1620 (423 amino acids)
Biological process (GO): G protein-coupled receptor signaling pathway
Cellular component (GO): extracellular exosome; plasma membrane; intracellular membrane-bounded organelle
Molecular function (GO): G protein-coupled receptor activity; protein kinase activator activity
Source: RefSeq, a predicted model, not a curated record
GAUGUCAAUACACAGGCUCAGCUGGAGAGGCAGAGAGUUGGAGAGUGUCAGUCAAUCACUGUGGGUGUGAGCUUCACCUAUAAGUCUUCAAAAGCUGAAUUCCUUUCGACUAUUAACAGGGCAAAUCAUUUCUCCCUUCUACAAUAACUAGAAAACACCCAGCGAGUGCAUUGGGACAAGUGAGUGCACUGAAGCAGGACUUCUGUUUGCUGCAAGCUCCUAGUUCUAACUCAGACUUCCUCUUGUGUUUUUGUGGAGAAGCAAGGCCCCGUGCGGCAUUGCGGGUCGCUGCGAGAAGCGGAGGUACGUGGCGAAAUCCAUUCUCAGAUCGACCGACUUGAGUGGAAGAUGAGGCCGAGCGCACUGCAGUUCCCUUUGUGGAUCGGUCUCCUCCCUGUGACUGCAGCCACUGCACCAUUGGGGUGUGCUGCUAGCCUUAACUCACUUUACUUCAACCUCUGUGAUUUAUCAGCUGUCUGGGGGAUUGUGUUACAAGCUCUAGCCAGCGCUGGCAUUCUAAGUUGCUUUGUGCUCACGUUGGUUUUACUAGCGAGCAUACCCUUUGUUCAAGAUGGCAAAAGGAGGAGCACAAUUGGAAUUCAGCUCUUUUUCAUUUUUGGCACAUGUGGGCUCUUUUGCCUGGUUUUUGAUUUCGUUAUCAACGAGGAUUUUGCAACCUGUGCAUCCAGAAGGUUCCUGUUUGGGGUUCUGUUUGCAAUCUGCUUCUCCUGCUUGUUGGCACACUCUUUCAGACUGAAUUUGCUUGUAAGGAAGAACAAUGGUCCUAAAGCUUGGCAAAUUUUUAUCCUGGCACUUUCUCUCACCCUUGUGGAAGUAAUAAUAAAUACUGAAUGGUUGAUAAUCACUGUUGUAAGGUAUAAUGGUACCAAUUUUGUACCAGUUGGAGAUCCUUGCAAUAUUGCUAACAUGGACUUUGCCAUGGCUUUAAUUUAUGUUAUGCUUCUCAUCGUAGUUACAUUUGGACUUGCUGUGUCCACUCAGUGGGGUCAUUUUAAACACUGGAAGAAACACGGCAUAUUUAUCCUUGUCACAGUUGGCUUCUCCAUUGCCAUCUGGAUUGUGUGGAUUGUGAUGUAUGUUUAUGGGAAUGAGAAAGUCGGACACCGAUCCUGGAAAGAUCCAACACUUGCCAUUGCACUGGUUGCCAAUGCCUGGGUGUUUAUCUUUAUUUACAUCAUCCCAGAAAUCUGCCACCUCACAAAAGCCAGCAUGGAGCAGAAUUACGUUGAAGAGGUGUAUCCAACAAGAGGAGUGGGCUAUGAGACUAUCUUAAAGGAGCAGCAAGCCCAGCACAUGUACAUCGAAAACAAGGCCUUCUCAAUGGAUGAACCCAAUGCAGCAAACAAAUCCAAAUCUCCUUACAGUGGUUACACUGGAUACAAUGGACAGCUUCGGAACAGCGUAUAUCAGCCCACUGAGAUGGCAUUGAUGAACAAAACCAAUUCGUUAGAAAAUCCCUAUGACCAUUAUAUCCCGAGGGUCACCAUUAACCAGUCGGCGUUUUCCAGUAACGCCUCCACUCUCCGCGCUGAGGAUGCAUUUACAGCCGAGACCAGGCAGCCUGCCCAGCAAGAGGGUAGCAAGGGACGGACAUUUUAACACCUGCUUGCAUGACCGCAGAGAGACGACCGACAAAAUGUCGACUCCCAAUAUGGAAAAUCUCUGUGGUGAAAGGAGUCUCUCUGUCGACCCUUCAUGAUAAAACCAAAAACUGCAGCUUCGGGUCUUUGCUGAUGCUCCCUUUUUAAUUCUGUGAGUGACACUGGAUUAGAGGGAGGAAAAUCCUGUUGAUAUGGCAUUUAGCGGAAAACAAGAGGGAUCAUUUCCUGAAGAAAACCACCAAGCAAUUGGAUUUAAGCAUUUUGUUUAGUAACUACGAGUCAAGUCACAGUGAGUGAGUAACCACACAAAACAUGGAGGAGAACUGAACUGUCGCUGCUUGCUCUCUAUGCACGUUAAGCAGUAUCUUUGCUGUCUUUUUGCUGAACAGUUUUCCCAAACCCCUGACCUUUAUCACCCAGAAGGACAAGGGCAGCAGAUGCAUGGGAAUACCACCAGCUUCAAUUUGCCCUCCAAGCUACACACCAUCCUGACUUGGAACUAUGCCACCGUUCCUUCAUCGUCCCUGGAGCUCCCUUCCUAGCAGCACUGUGGGUGUCCCUGCACCACAUGGACUGCCGCAGUUCGAGAAGGAGGCUCACCACCACCUCCUCAAGCGCGAUUGCAGAUGGGGCAAUAAAAGCUGCAAAAUCCACAUCCUGCGAAUGAGUAAAAAAUGUCGAAGCAUGAUGAGUAAUAAGGCAGUAAUCAGGCAGUGACAAUCACCUUUCCAGUACAAUGUCUUGUAAAUAUGCAUGUGACAACCUCUGUAUCGCUCUCCUGCUUCCUGAGUCACAAACAGGGAGAUGUGGGACAUGGAUUUCCAUCAAAAGAUCCUUGAAGACCCUCUAGCUCAUGCUGAAGAGAGAACCAGGUUCCUCACUAUGUAAAAGGGAGAUGGGUUUAAUGCUCUGGCUGGACUCCUUUUAUCAGACUACAAUUCACUCCUGCGACAUGACUCGGUCACAAUGCUUAAUACAGAAACAGUCCACUUUGUGUUUAAACCAUCUGAAGGAUUAUCAGCUGAUGGAAUGUAACACACAUUUUGGAAUUGCCUGUGCUUCUUCAGGUUGAAGUUGUGCUGUGUCAAGACUCAGACUGCUAUUCCCUUAGUCUUACAGACUAGUAGAGUAUUUGCCAUCUUAUUUCUGCAGUGUAGGCUCAAAGUGUGGAGCCUGCAGCAGGAUCUUGAAACAUAGGUCACUAAACAAUCAAAAUUAACAAAAAAAACAUGUUUUUCAAUGCAAAGUACUGCUUCGUGAAACAACAAUGCUUAAUUUCAUUGGCAAGAAAUAUUGCAUCUUUUAUUAGUGUAAGCAUUGUGGCAUUAUGUGUACAAGUGAUGAGAUGACAGUCUUUACUGCUAUAUUACACUAUCCAUGGGAAUAGGCUAUAACAGUACUGUUAUAUGGGGAUAGCCUUCAAAGUCUAAAUCUAUCACAGAAGGACACGAUUGAGAGAUUCUAGGAAUUUCUCAGGGCCAUAUUUUCCUCUACUUGUAAAAUAUAAAAAAUGAAUGACAGUGGAACAACAGCAGGCCAGAGCAAGACACCACGCUCCUUCUGUUUUGAUUCUGCACCUUGCUCCUAAUCCGGAAUGAGCUUACGGAAGGGAAAUCCUUGUGUACCAAUGCCCUGGUUUCAACCUGUGCUGAUUUCUUCCUCUAACUGAAUUGUGGACAUGCAGGGCUGUUUUUCUGUGUGCGCACUUUGGAAGUACGUUGGCAAAUCAUGGGCUGGCUGGAUAAUGGUGCAUUCAUGAUUUACUGACUUUAGCUGCUGAUUGGUGAGACUUUACACUAGGGGAAUGCAUUCAGAAGUUUGGCUGUAUCUAGGCUUCUACUUUAGGAACUAUGGGGAUGAUGGCUGACGUUGUGACCUGUUCUUUUGUUUUUGCCCUGGGUUUUCCCUCUUCCUCGAUGAUAACAGGACAUUAUUAACAUCUAAAUAUGGUUCUCCGUGGGGUAAUGUUUUUGCAUCACAUGAUCUAUUAAUCACUUGUAUAUGUGGUCACUUAUGUCUUUCGUCUCAUGUGAAGUAAAGUUAAUGUGCCACCUGGCAUUACCUACACUUAUUUGACUAUUAAAAGCAACUGUUAGAUAUCACCAUCACCACCACCGCUUUGCACAUUUUCAAAGCAUGGAACUUCUUACAGACCUCCCAAAUAUUUUUUUUAUUGUAAACCCAGUCAUUUAAUCUUAACUGCUGACUGGCUGCCAUAAUCUUCACAUCCUUCACAUAAGGUUCUCUCCUACACUGCCCUCCAUCCCCCUGAUAUGUGAUUUGCUGUCUAUGAAGGACUCAAAACUUUCUGAGCGCUGCAAUGGGAUUUUUACUGGAGGCUUUUAUACUUUCAUUGUGAGCAGUGAGCUGGCAGUUGGCGCUUUUCCUUCCUGUGGAAGGGUGUCUGAUCCACACCGGCAGUACCUGCCUGGUGAGUGACACUCAGCACCUCCGCAGUGGCUGUGUCAUUUUGGACCAAGUCUCGUGCACUCUUGAGUUGGCUGAGGAAAUGAUUUAAUUUUAUACCGUUAAUUCUCAAGCAUCCAAGCAGUAGCCUUUAUGUAAGUAGCAGUAAAACAGGUGUGUUGCGACUGACAGUUUGCCUUGAUAAAGUUGGGUUAGAUUUUAACUUUGACAACAAAAUUGUUCACUUGCUGUUGUCAUUUAAGGUCACCAUUUUCUACAAAAGAGGAAAAUAUGGCCCUUAGGUUAUUUUUUAUGAAACUAGGAGCUCAGCAAUAAUUUUUUUCUCGUACCUGAUUCAAAAGUUUGUUUAUUAGGUACGAAUUGGUUUAAUAGGUGCAAUUUGUAACAACUUCAGUACCUGUAUUCCUAUGUUAGCCAAAGAAUACACUUUCUAAGCAGUGAAUAUAUUGCCUAUUCUGUGGCAUUUUAGUGAGUAUGCAUUUUUACAUUUGGAGCUGCUUUCUUAUGUUUUAACAAUGAAGUAUCAACUGCAUGUUUUGCUGUAAAAUCUGAAGAAUAAGUUGCAUCAUAAUAGAAAUCACACCCUUGUUUUUCACAUGUAUUGCGUAAGUCACUCCCUUUAAUUAGAGGACAGAUUUUGGUAGUUUUUUUGUAUUUAUUUUUGUCACUAUUUACAUAUAGUAGAUUGACCAGACUCACAUGCUGCAGUUUCAGGUUUCCAUGGCAUCUUUGAAUAAUUAUCAGUAAUCCUGUACGAGUAUUUAUGAGGAUGAACAUUCUUUCACUUUUGCCAUGUUGCAUUUUUGUCACUGAAGUUGCCUGCUGCCUCUCCCCUUAGAAAUAACUUUGUAGUCACACCAUGUUGCAUAGAAGUUAAAGUACAGAAACGGGCUAUUUGGCCCAACUGAUCAUUGCUAGCUUCUAUGCUCUAUACAAACCUCCUUCCACCUUACUUCUGACAGCUAUUAGCAUAUCCUUCUAUCUGAUAUGUCCUGGCCUAUCUAUUUACACUGAACUUGGUUAGCAAAGAUAGCACAUGGCACACCAUCACUGAUCCACUAAGAAGAAGACUCCAGGGACUUUUCUUUUCUGUCUCCCUUUUAAGGAAAAUGAGGAGGAGGAAAUUCUGACCCCACAUCAGUAAAGGUCCAUAUUCCAAUUCCAGUCCCCGGGUGGAGAAUCCAAUUGACUCGAUGGGCCAGCUGGUCUUUUCUCAUUCCAUAUUUGUGUCACAGGGUUGUAUAGUCAUCGCAUUUUUUAAUUUAAAGUAACAGAUGUGACUGUUUUCCCAGAAACUCAGGCUUUGAAUUGUAGAAUUCAAGUGGCACAUUACAUCUUUCUGCCUGUAAUGGAAACACACUCUCUCUUAUCCAAUGCUGAGUGAAAUUCAGAGUUUCUGGGUUAUUUAACUUUUUUUGUGAUCUGAAUAGGCAUCCUUUGUUAUUUCGAAUAACCACAAUAUACUACAUUUUGGUUAAAAUAAACUCCUCUUUACAUUG